GCUUGCUUUGUUUGCUUUUUUCUCUUUAAUUGUCACUCCUUCAGCCGUGUCGUGUUGCUCCACCAGCCGAGUCCUUAUUCCUUGCUGCCCGUGGCCCCCUUGUCGCCUCGAGUGCUUCGAACUGCCCCUUCAUUCUUCAGCCUGGUCGAGACGCUCGUUUCUCCCUCCCUCUCUCUCUCUCCCUUUCACUCGCUCACUCGCUCACUCGUUCACCCGCUCGCUUCUUGUCUUGUAUGUGUGUCUCUCGCUGCCUACAUUCCCCGCGCGACACCCCCUGAUCUCCGAGCCUGCGAAAAUCGACCCGCCCUCAUGUCGGACAAGAUCUCGAUCACCAUCUGCGGGGAUGGUGGAUGUGGUAAAUCUUCGAUUACUCUUCGGUUGGUCCGCAGUCAAUGGAUACACGAAUAUGAUCCUACAAUCGAGGACUCUUAUUCCGUAACCCGGACGAUUGACGGACUCCCAUACUUUCUUUCCAUUACCGACACUGCUGGCCAGGAGGAAUACCGGGGACUAUGGGCUGCUUCGAAUCUGAAGUCAGAUGCUUUUCUACUCGUGUACGACAUCACCAGCGCAGACAGCCUGACUGCGCUGGACUACUUUGUCGACAUGAUCGGGCUCGAGGCCGAGCAGCGACUGGAGGAUAACAGCCGUCUGCGCAAACAGCUCGGGGCCAGCGCCAAGGGCGUUGAUGUCGGGAUGCCGCCCCCGGUCAAGAUCGUGGCAGGCAACAAAUGUGAUUUGAAAGAUGCUCGUGUCAUCUCCGCGCGGGAAGGACUCGAAUAUGCGCGCAAGAAUGGCUGUGGCUUCAUGGAGACGAGCGCCAGAGAAAUGGUCAAUAUCGAAGAAACAUUUGCCUUGCUUGUUCGUCGCGUCGUCGAGGCCCGCCGCGAAUAUUACGACCAAUCUCCAUCCGGGAAUAAUGCGCGCAAGACCGGAUCUACCGGGGUGCAGACGACGGGGCUCGCCGUGGAGGAAAAAUCGGCCAAGGAGGCCAACGCACGCCAAAGCCGGUUCCUCGGUCUGGGCAAGGGUCUACUCAAGCGCGCCAGCCGGGUCAGUACCACCACAGCAGAAGACUCGGCAGUCUUCAACUCGGCAGAAGACGAGCCCAAGGAAAAGCAGAAGCAGCCUGCAGGAGGCACGCAGGCGCAGGCGCCGCCGUCGCCGCACGAGAGGGAUGCCGGGCCCUCAGCACGGACAAGCGUGUGGAAACGACUUAUCUGUUGGUGAGGCCGGGAUUCAUGCAGAGAAGUAGACACGACCGGUUUUCCUCUUUUCCUUCUGUCUUGUCUUGUCAUUCAAUGCUUCCAUAUACCCCUUAUGUGCCUCUUACCUGUUUUCCUUCUGUACAGUAAUGUUGAUGCUUUCUCUCUCUCUCUCUCUCUCUCUUAUGUGUUAUACUACACCUUCCUUACUGUUCCUUCCUCUACAUACUGUCCUUCUCUUGAGUGUUAAUGAAUUCAAUUAGUAGCCUAGGAUAAGUUUCGUAUCUUUCAGUCUUGCCAAAGCUACGGUACUCCGUUUACACUCAACUACAGCCACCAGCCUUAUCACGGCC
Penicilliopsis zonata CBS 506.65 is the source of this 1558-nucleotide messenger RNA. RefSeq lists its product as hypothetical. The record is from RefSeq and is a predicted model, not a curated record. The transcript has 5 exons. Gene Ontology annotation, biological process: signal transduction. NCBI's taxonomy places the organism in Eukaryota, Fungi, Ascomycota, Eurotiomycetes, Eurotiales, Aspergillaceae. Gene Ontology annotation, cellular component: plasma membrane. Gene Ontology annotation, molecular function: GDP binding; GTPase activity; GTP binding. Bases 310 to 1230 code for a protein of 306 amino acids.